Messenger RNA from Colletotrichum truncatum, 567 nucleotides. RefSeq lists its product as uncharacterized. NCBI's taxonomy places the organism in Eukaryota, Fungi, Ascomycota, Sordariomycetes, Glomerellales, Glomerellaceae. The record is from RefSeq and is a predicted model, not a curated record.
AUGAAGUGCGACAAGGCUCUCCAGUGUAUUGUUGGGGGGUGGGGUUACCUCAACGCUACUUUGACAAACACAAACACUGGCGAGCUCAUCCCCGAAUGGCAUAGUAUCUACCCUUCAGGUGGCUCCGUAUACUCUCCUUCUGGUCAUAUUUCGUUUGUCAUUACUGCCAACGACACAACUCAAACCGACGUGCGCCCCAAGCAAGUGUCACUACCCGCCAAGCCCACGGAUCCGGAUCACCUUUGGGCUCUCGUGGCGCAACACAGCCUUGGGGUUUUCGGCAACUAUCGCUUCUCUGACGUGAAUUGUGACGGCGGCAACGGCAAAAAAUGCAACAAGGGUAAAGGAUGGUAUGGUCAAGGCAAGGACUGUAAGAAUGGGCCAUCCGGUGUGUUGACUGUUGACGUCACGUCCGCGACACUUCCCAGCUACGUUGGACUCCAACUUGUGAACACUUUUGAGUUCACAGACGAUUGCAACAAACAUGUUCUUAAGGCGGAUUUCGGUGGGGGCUUAGUUCAAACCGUUUGGUUCUAUCGCCUUCCCCAAAAGAACGUUUUUGCCUGA